This is a messenger RNA of Aethina tumida (small hive beetle), 1627 nucleotides long. RefSeq names its product tyrosine-protein phosphatase non-receptor type 23. The transcript has 15 exons. The record is from RefSeq and is a predicted model, not a curated record. Lineage: Eukaryota; Metazoa; Arthropoda; Insecta; Coleoptera; Nitidulidae. The coding region runs from base 263 to 1300 and encodes 345 amino acids.
CUGAUACGUAAAUUAAUCUUAACGACAACAACAACUCAAACAUUCUUUUGUCACGUCAACAAAUUGAUAAGCAAAUCAAUUUUAUUGGACGGUACUAGUACUGCAGGUCAUAAAUUCAAUUAACGAAUUGGUUGGUUUUCCGGUGUUCGCUUCAUUUGUUGCUAGUAGCUCGUCGGUUGCGGUCGUUCUUCAGCUCCCAACAGAAUCCGUCUGCAUCCUUCCCGUUUUACUGAAAGUACUGAACUAGUGGGCUCCGUUCGAGAUGGACAACAAUCCGAAUCAAGGUCACGGAAACCAGAAAAAAGCUCCCCCAGCAAGCGGCCAGAAUGGGGUAAGGAACCACCGUAACGGUGAAUUGAGGGAGAUCCCAAUUUGGCCUAGCUUGGAGAUGGCCAGAGUUAUGUUGCCGGUUGUAGGCAUCGAAGUGCAUUUGCCUCCGCAGACCAGUCGUGGCUCCGCUCCGAGGGCCAACGCAAACACCACACCCAGAUCUAGACCACGUACUGCGACGCCAUUUUUAAGACCCCAAGAGACUUGUGAGGAAUGUUUGUAUCGUGACCUCUUGAAUACGGGCUGUCAGCCUCAACAAGUUCCUAGGCCUCAAGCUGCUCAGCCCCAAGAUCAUCCUCGUCCCGGGUUCGUACCGCCGAGGACUUCGCCGCAAACCAAUUUUUCUGGCUCGUAUUCGACCUAUGGUAUGGGGGAUCCCGGCUUCUCAAUGUUCUUUUUGCCUCAAGCUCCUCGCUUUGGAGACAACGGGUACUCUAUGCCCCCCUAUAUUAGCAUGGCAAACUUACCUUUUGUAUCCCAGCCUCUAUUCGGAGAAGCAGUUGGGUAUGGAUCCAAUCUUCCCACCAUGAGGAAUCUGGGUGAUGAUAGAUGGGGGCAAUACGCAUACUUCGACAUCACCCCUCCAGAUUCUCAGACCCAGAACACGCCCAACGCUCAGUUUUUGAACAGGGUUCCGUUUCCGUUUCCGAUGCCCUUCCCCAGAUUCAUGCCGGAGUUUCCAAUGGGUAGGGAGGCAAGACCACGAGCUGCUGCUGGUGCUGCAGCCGCUGCCGCCGCUGCUGCUGGGCCAAUAUACGGGUUUCCACAGAACCUCACCGUGCACGAACUUAAUCACAGAACUCAAAACAGACAGAAUCCGGCACCGGUGCAAAAUCAACAGCAACAAAUGCCUCCUGUGGAUGAGUAUUUUUUUGAGGUUGAUCUCUCAGAGGAAGGGAUGCUAAUUUUUAGAGACGAGGAGGAGGAGGAAGAUACUGAAGAUGCACACGUUACCCCACGACGUGCUUGAUUUGUGACCAUAAUCCAGGAUCUAUUGAGUUAAUGAUAUCAUUUAGUAUAAGUUAGUGAUGAUAGUUCGUUCCAAUUUGCAUCAGUGUUAAUGUCCUCAUUUUCACUUUGCAUCUUGUAUUACAAAUAAUUUCAUAAACUACAGGUUACCUAGAUGUACGAUUUUAGAUAUUUUUGGUUGACAUUUAAUUGAAGUAGAAUUUUACUUCAUUUAUGUUGAUUGUUGAAAAUAUUUUAGAAAGUACAUUACACAUAUCUGUACAUAGAUAUAUAUUUAAUGUAGUUAGAAAUAUAUCCUGGAUUUUACAAAUAAAAGUUUAUUUCAGUA